UUGGAGGAACAAGAAACGACAACGAAUCGCUUACGCCCUGUUAUGAAGAAAUAUAGAUAAACGUUGUUUUGUUUUGCUUCCUUCUUUGGAAUUGCUAACUCCGAGGCUCCUUCUCUUUCUAUCUCUUCAUUCAUUUCUCUACCAGCCGAUUCAACUGGGGUUGCGGCUUAAGAUUUUUCAUUUCGGCGGGUCGUAUUUGCUGAAACCGACUCCCCUGAUCUGGGUUUGUGAUUAGGUGCAUAGUUUUGAAAGAUGAGUAAGCUGGAUGCGACCCGAGCAGAACUUGCUCUUCUAGUUCUGUAUUUGAAUAAAGCAGAAGCUAGAGACAAAAUAUGUAGAGCUAUACAGUACGGUUCCAAAUUCUUGAGUAACGGUGAGCCUGGUACUGCACAGAAUGUCGACAAAACUACCAGCUUAGCUCGAAAAGUUUUCCGUCUUUUCAAGUUUGUGAAUGAUCUGCACGCUCUUAUUAGUCCAACUCCUCAAGGAACUCCCCUUCCUCUUGUUCUGCUGGGAAAGUCCAAAAAUGCAUUGCUAUCGACUUUUCUAUUCCUCGACCAAAUCGUUUGGCUCGGUAGAACAGGCAUCUACAAAAAUAAGGAACGCGCUGAUCGUAUUGGAAGGAUUUCUUUGUUCUGUUGGAUGGGCGCGUCAUUCUGUACCGUGUUAGUUGAGCUUGGAGAGAUCGGGAGGCUAUCAGCUGCAAUGAAGAAGCUGGAGAAGGAUCUCAAGGAUAAGAAGAACAAUCAACAGGAAGUGUGUUAUCAUGAAGACGAUAAAUACCGUGCAAAUCUUAAAAAAUCAAAUGAAAGGACCUUGGCCCUGGUUAAAGCAUCCAUGGAUUUAUUGGUCGCUGUCGGACUACUUCAGUUGGCACCGAAGAAAGUUACUCCACGUGUCACGGGCGCUUUAGGAUUUGUUAGCUCACUGAUCUCUUGCUAUCAGUUGCUUCCUCCGCCAUCGAAACCGAAGGCGUCGUGAAGAAGGAAGGGGAGAUGCCUCCCUCAGGAAGGUGAUUUGAAUGAAAUAACCAGUUGAAUUGGUGUGUUGUUAUAAUGGCAUAUGGUGUUUUUUUUUAUGUAGUCUGCAGUCCCCUUAGAAGGGUAGGGUGACCUUCAAAUGUCUCUUUGAUAACAUUAUUCCCUUAAAAUAAAUAGAUGCUGUUGUUCUUUUGCGUCCUUAAA
Cucurbita maxima (winter squash) is the source of this 1184-nucleotide messenger RNA. RefSeq names its product peroxisomal membrane protein 11C-like. Bases 253 to 981 code for a protein of 242 amino acids. Gene Ontology annotation, biological process: regulation of peroxisome size; peroxisome fission. The record is from RefSeq and is a predicted model, not a curated record. The transcript is spliced from 8 exons. Gene Ontology annotation, cellular component: peroxisomal membrane. NCBI's taxonomy places the organism in Eukaryota, Viridiplantae, Streptophyta, Magnoliopsida, Cucurbitales, Cucurbitaceae.